GGGGCGGAGCCCCGGCAGGCGCUGUGCGUACUUCCGGUUGACAGGGGUUGACAUGAAGAGGCAGCGGCGGCGGCUGGGGCGGCGAUAGCGGCUCGAGUGGAUCUUGCGGUCGCUCUCGAGGCGCAGAUCUCGACGCGGCCUGCAGCUGCCGGACAGCGCGGUGGGCCGAGGAGGAGACGCAGCAGCCGCCCUGGCCCGUCAUGGAGAUGGAAAAGGAGUUCGAGCAGAUCGACAAGGCUAAUAGCUGGGCGGCCAUUUACCAGGAUAUCCGGCACGAAGCCAGUGACUUCCCAUGUAAAGUGGCCAAACUUCCCAGAAACAAAAACCGAAACAGGUACAGAGAUGUCAGCCCCUUUGACCAUAGUCGGAUUAAACUCCACCAAGAAGAUAAUGACUAUAUCAAUGCUAGCUUGAUAAAAAUGGAAGAAGCCCAAAGGAGUUACAUUCUUACCCAGGGUCCACUGCCUAAUACGUGUGGUCACUUUUGGGAGAUGGUGUGGGAACAGAAAAGCCGGGGAGUCGUCAUGCUCAACAGAGUCAUGGAGAAGGGAUCGCUAAAAUGUGCACAGUACUGGCCACAGAAGGAAGAAAAAGAAAUGAUCUUUGAAGACACAAACUUGAAGUUAACUUUGAUCUCUGAAGAUAUUAAGUCCUAUUACACAGUACGACAACUAGAAUUGGAAAACGUUGCAACUCAGGAGACUCGAGAGAUUUUGCAUUUCCACUAUACCACGUGGCCUGACUUUGGAGUCCCCGAAUCACCAGCUUCAUUCCUGAACUUUCUAUUCAAAGUCCGGGAGUCAGGCUCGCUGAGCCUGGAGCAUGGCCCCAUCGUGGUGCACUGCAGCGCGGGCAUCGGCCGCUCGGGCACCUUCUGCCUGGCUGACACCUGCCUGUUGCUGAUGGACAAAAGGAAAGACCCGUCUUCUGUUGAUAUUAAGAAAGUCCUGUUAGAAAUGAGGAAAUACCGAAUGGGGCUGAUCCAGACAGCAGACCAGCUCCGCUUCUCCUACCUGGCCGUGAUCGAAGGUGCCAAAUUCAUCAUGGGAGACUCUUCAGUUCAGGAGCAAUGGAAGGAGCUGUCCCACGAGGACCUGGAACCCCCACCUGAGCACGUCCCCCCACCACCCCGGCCCCCCAAACGCCUGGAGCCAUACAAUGGGAAAUGCAAGGAGUUCUUCCCCAAUCACCAGUGGGUGAAGGAUGAGACAGAGGAGGGCCAGGGAGAAGACGUCAUCGAGGCGGAAACCAGAACCCCCCUAAAUGUCUCCCACGGUGUGGAAAGCCCAAGUCAAGACACUGAAGUUCGAAGGCGGACCCUGCAGGAGAGUCAGCGGGGCACCCUGGCCACUGCACCCACGCCUGGGGAGCCCUCGCCACCCGGGGAGGAGGAGGACAAGGGGCUGGCCCACUGGACGCCCUUUCUGGUCAACGUGUGCAUGAUCACGGUCCUCACGGCCGGAGCGUACCUCUGUUACAGGUUCCUGUUCAACAGCAACACAUAA
Messenger RNA from Elephantulus edwardii (Cape elephant shrew), 1505 nucleotides. RefSeq names its product protein tyrosine phosphatase, non-receptor type 1 (gene PTPN1). The coding region runs from base 201 to 1505 and encodes 434 amino acids. Gene Ontology annotation, molecular function: protein tyrosine phosphatase activity. Gene Ontology annotation, biological process: protein dephosphorylation. The record is from RefSeq and is a predicted model, not a curated record. Lineage: Eukaryota; Metazoa; Chordata; Mammalia; Macroscelidea; Macroscelididae. The transcript is spliced from 10 exons.